CCUCGAGAAAAAGUUACUGAAAAUUUCGUAUUAAACCAUCCGCGAGAUUCAACCACAGAUAUUGCAAGGAACCAAUCUGCUAAAGGACGUGAUGCUGAUAUCAACUUGAACAAAUCUCAAAUCUCUAAUGGCAAGGCUUUAAUGAACUUGAUCAAGGCCAACGUCGGACCUGGACUUCUGGCUAUCCCUAAUGCGUUUCGAAAUGCUGGCUUACUUGUUGGAACUCUAGGGAUCCUCAUUUUGGGAAGUUGCUGUAUCCACUGCAUGCACAUCUUGAUAAGGUGUAGCAACAGACUAGAAGCCAAGACCGGCACACGGGAUUAUGAUUAUGCUAAGCUUGUGGAAUAUGCUUAUAUGUAUGGACCAAAGCCACUAGUGAAGUACACUCGUCUGGCAAGACAGAUCGUCAACAUUUUCCUAAUCUUAACUCAGUAUGGGUUUUGUUGUGUCUACUUUAUAUUUAUGGCAUCAUCUAUCCAACAAUUGGUGAUUGGACACGCUGACCCUGAACCACAAGUGUUUUUGAAAUUCCUUAGUGCUGUCUUGCCUGUGGUCGUACUCUUCACUUAUUUUCGAACUUUGAAUCACCUAGGAGUAAUUGCUACUUUUGCAAACAUAGCUUUAAUGCUGGGCACGUGCAUCGUCUUCGUGAACCUGUUUCAAGAGAUGCCUGGUAUACGUGUUAGGCCUCUAUCCGUCUCCAUAACCAGAUUCCCGCUAUUUUUCGGAACCGUGAUGUUCACUUUUGAGGCUAUAGCUGUAGUGCUACCCAUCAAGGCUGAUAUGAGAUCCCCACAGGACUACGGGGGAUACACGGGGGUUCUGUCGCUCGGUAUGGUUAUCGUGACCAUUAUGUACACAGCUAUGGGCUUCUAUGGAUACCUUAAGUUUGGAGACCAAGCUCAGGGAAGUAUUACCUUAAAUCUGCCCACAACUCGCCUUUAUAGCUCUGUACAAGUGAUGUUCAUCAUCUCCAUUUUCGUGACUUACCUUCUGCAGUUCUACGUUCCGUUCCAGUUCAUUUGGCCGUACUUUAAGAAGACAUUUAGACUAGAAGAACGGGUGUCAAGAAGAACCCAGUUAGCGCUGGAGUUGCUGCUUCGAACCCUGCUCGUCUUUAUAACUUUUUCUCUAGCAGCUUUUAUUCCAAAGCUUGACUUGUUUAUCCCUGUGGUGGGAGCCGUGGCCAGCAGCUCUCUUGCUCUAAUUUUUCCUGCAAUUCUAGAAAUUGUUGUUUUCUGGGAUGCUCCAAUGAGUAAGUGA
Molecule: messenger RNA, 1263 nt
Organism: Limulus polyphemus (Atlantic horseshoe crab)
Lineage: Eukaryota; Metazoa; Arthropoda; Merostomata; Xiphosura; Limulidae
Product: proton-coupled amino acid transporter 2-like
Exons: 9
Coding region: 142-1263 (373 amino acids)
Biological process (GO): amino acid transmembrane transport
Cellular component (GO): vacuolar membrane
Molecular function (GO): amino acid transmembrane transporter activity
Source: RefSeq, a predicted model, not a curated record